CUCAACUUUCCAUGGUGGUCUAUCCAAUCAACCGUAACCUAUGUAGAAGCUCUGUUGUUAAGUACGGUUGAUGCUGAUGGCUUCGCGGAUCUUAUUUUGGAAAUAACUUCAAAUAAAGCAGAUUUGGCAUGUAGAGCUGUUGCGGAAGCUGUUUCUAGAAAUCCCCUAAAUGACCCUCAAAUUGAAAAGGUCUCAUUCCAACUGAGACUACCAUGCGGCCGUAUUGAAUACUCGGUAACUCAAGCGAACAUGUUAAGGAAUCAUCCCCAGUUUAAUGCGGUGCGAAGGACGGUGUUCUUUGUGGCAGGAUUUUUUGCUCCACCUGAAAUAUAUUUUAUUUCGGACAUGGCAAAAGCCUAUAAUUGCCGAGGAGGUUACAACUUUGUGCUAUACAACACUGGAACUUAUCUGGCGACUUUAUAUGCCAACACCGCCUACAACACCGGCAAGCUGGGUAGAUUUUUGGCCAUAGGUUUGCGCAAUCUGGGGCUUUCACCCAAUCGGAUACAUUUAGUUGGUCAUAGUUUGGGUGCCCAUAUUGUGGGUAUUGCUGGGCGCUAUUAUUACAAACUAACAGGGCGGAAAAUAGCACGAAUCACAGGUCUAGAUCCAGCACGGCCUUGUUUUCGAACUCCUUCCAUUUUUCCAAGUUUACAAAGAGGCUACGCCCAAUUCACCGAUAUUAUCCACUCAAAUCCAUCGGAACUUGGCACGGAGGAGUUAUUGGGUGAUGUAGAUUUCUUUCCAGGAGGACUCUCUCCCACAAGAAAAGGAUGCGGAAUAAAUAUUCGUUGUUCCCAUGAAAUCUCCAUACAAUAUCUUGCCGAAUCUAUUUAUCCCGGCAAUGAGCUAAACUUUAUUGGGUAUCAGUGCGAAGACUAUCAGGAUUUGGCUAGGAAAACAUGCAGCGGCCCCAGAUCAAUUAUGGGGUUUGCCAAUGCUGGCCGCUCGAGAGGAAUGCAUUAUGUGCCUGUAAGGCCCGAAUCACCAUUUGGGGCAAAUGCAACCACCGAUGACUCAUAUCGGUUUGAUUCGUGUGGGCGAUGUGUUAGUUGAUGAGAAUGUGAUUGGGUAAUAAAUGUCUGUGAUAAAAAAAAAAUUCUGAGAAGUAACUUUUAAGUUAGGUUGUGCAAAAGGUACCCAACAAGACCACCACAG
Molecule: messenger RNA, 1158 nt
Organism: Stomoxys calcitrans (stable fly)
Lineage: Eukaryota; Metazoa; Arthropoda; Insecta; Diptera; Muscidae
Product: vitellogenin-1-like
Exons: 4
Coding region: 250-1056 (268 amino acids)
Molecular function (GO): lipase activity
Source: RefSeq, a predicted model, not a curated record